Messenger RNA from Leishmania major strain Friedlin, 1698 nucleotides. RefSeq lists its product as hypothetical. Lineage: Eukaryota; Euglenozoa; Kinetoplastea; Trypanosomatida; Trypanosomatidae. The coding region runs from base 1 to 1698 and encodes 565 amino acids. The transcript has a single exon. The record is from RefSeq and is a predicted model, not a curated record.
AUGGCGAAGAAGAGAAACGCACGCAACGCAUCUGUCUCCGCUGACGCCACGGACAGUGGCGCCGCCCCUGCCAACGGCGGCCUCCGGCCUGUCUUCGCCGCAUCGACGCGCACCGCCACAGCGGAGGAGGUGCUGCAUGCGGCGCUGGAACAGCUCGACUCCAUCGCGCAGGAGGCGCACGUGUACACGCAGCAGCUGAAGGCGGCCGAACUGAACGGCGCUGCGGCGGAGGCGACGUCACCGCCUUUCAAGCGCGCGCGCGACGACCCGGCGAGCGGCGAGACGCGGCUGGCCGCCUCCACUGCAGCCAAGGGCAGUCGCCUUGACGUCUUCGCCGCCAUGUCCGCCUUGCAAUAUCAAGCCCUCUGUGCAGCGGUGGCAGCCUGCGGGCUGCAACUCCUGCCGUCCCUGGAAGAGAUUCUCAAGCGGGUGGCGCUGGCUGUGCUGACGCCGUGGCUGUCCACCCCAGAGGCGUGGGAAACACUGGCGAUGCUGUGCACCACGUACCGCGCCGGUGCUGCCCACGCCUUGACUGAGCUACUGGAGAGCCUGCUGCGGGAGCCUGGGGUGCUCCUGCUGGAUGCGCCACAGCUCGUACCGGCGUGGUACGCCGAGGCUGUGGUACACGUCCUGCCUUCGGCGAUGGCGUCGAACGCGGCAACCGCAGCCCUGGGCGGCUUGCUGACACUUGCCGAGGACCAGCAGCUGCGAGAAGAGUCGGCCGAGUCUGUCCAGCAGGCGGUGCACAUCCACACUGAAAGGACGGCGCGGAAGCUGCGUGCGCUAGUGGACAUGCUCUACGCGGCCGGCGGGUAUGUGCCGACGGCUACCUUGCAGCAGAUGGCGCUGCGGCACGCGAUGGAGGUGGUGGAGGGCGGCGUGCUGCCUUGCUACCUCAGCGAGCAGGAGUACAGCGAGGCCUUCAACACAGCCUCCACGUUUCCGGGGACAGCGGCGGCGGCGGCUUCGUCGUCGUCCUUUGUAGGCGCUGCAGCGACGGCGGGGGAUUCGACCAGCGCAGCGGUGCUGCGCUGGAGUGUGCCGGCAGCCUGGCACGCAGUUAGUCUUCAGUUGCUCGAAGCCUUUCUCUUCACGUGCCGUCCCGGACUUCCAGCGCAGCUGCUGGUGACAGCGACGCGCGCCAUCAACGUCCUCGCCGCGCGCCUGCAUCGCGGAGUACCGCUGCUGAGCACAUCGCAGGAUCCGAAUUCGACGGCCGAUCCCAACCAAGAUAGGAGCAAGAAGGCCACGUCGGUGGCGUUGCCGCUUCUUCCGGCUACGGUCGCGGUCGGAGCUGCGGUGGUGCGCCUCGGUCACGUUCUGCAACUUCUCCGUCAUCCCGUCGUGCUGCCGCCGCUCCAGCCGGCGCAGUUGGUGGUGGAGAAGGCGAAGCGGCGCACGUUUGUGUCGGUAGAGCCUGCUGCCGCGCCGGUCACCUCUGCGCCUGCGGCUCCUGCUGCGCCCCCUGCAGAGACGGUGGCUGCACCGAGUGCGCGCGUGACAACGACGCCGCCGCCGCAACAGCAGCCGCAGCCCGUCGUGCCGACCGUUGCAGCACCCGCUGUGGCACCUGCACCAACCGCAGCCUUGCCUCGCACGCCGCAGCAGCAGCCUGUGAAGCCGGCGCCACCCCCGCAACCGCCCGCCGUUGUGGACAGCCCCGACGACGACAUCCCCGACAUCGUGAUGGACGACUAA